GAGGAAGGUGCAGGUCUUUCCUUCCACUGGCCCGUUACCCGCCGGCCGGUUCCCUGCCUGGCGCCCGCCCCGCCACCCUCGGGAGGAGCUACACGCCGCCGCCCGUCUGCGCGCCGCAGCCGCAUCUCCGCGUGGAGGGAGACCUGCCGCCCGUCGCUCUCGCCGCCUCGCGGGUCUCGCUGCGCCCCCGCGCCAUGAGGGCGCGCCUGCCGCUCUUCCUGCGCGGGCUCCGCCGCCCGCCGCGGCCCCCGGGCCCGCCGCUCCGCCUCCAAGCGCCCGGUCGCGCCAGCAGCGGCGGCCGUGGCGGCGGAGGUGGCGGCGGGGAGGGCCUGCUCGGACAGCGGCGGCUGCAGGACGCCCAGGCCGGGAACAGUCGCGGCCAGGGCAGCCGGGCGCCUUCGGCGCGGGACUCGAUCGUCAGAGAAGUCAUUCAGAAUUCGAAAGAGGUUCUGAGUUUAUUGCAAGAAAAAAACCCUGCCUUUAAGCCGGUGCUGGCUAUUAUACAGGCAGGUGAUGAUAACUUGAUGCAGGAGAUCAACCAGAAUCUGGCGGAGGAGGCUGGUCUGAACAUCACUCACAUCUGCCUUCCUCCAGAUAGCAGCGAAGAUGAGAUUAUAGAUGAAAUCUUGAAGAUUAAUGAAGACACCCGAGUACAUGGCCUUGCCCUUCAGAUCUCCGAGAACUCAUUUAGCAACAAAGUCCUCAAUGCCUUGAAACCAGAAAAGGAUGUGGAUGGAGUAACAGAUGUAAACCUGGGGAGGCUGGUCCGCGGGGACGCCCACGAGUGUUACGUCUCACCUGUGGCCAGAGCUGUAGUUGAACUUCUUGAAAAGUCAGGUGUCAACUUGGAUGGAAAAAAGGUCUUGGUAAUAGGAGCCCAUGGGUCUUUGGAAGCCGCCCUGCAAUGCCUGUUCCAGAGAAGAGGGUCCAUGACAAUGAGCUCCCAGUGGAAAACACCUCAGCUUCAAAGCAAGCUUCACGAGGCUGAUAUCGCGGUCGUAGGCUCUCCCAAGCCAGAAGACAUUCCCCUUUCUUGGAUACAACCAGGAACUACAGUUCUCAACUGUUCCCAUGACUUCCUAUCAGGGAGGCUUGGAUGUGGUUCUCUUGGGGUUCAUUUUAAUGGUCUCAUUGCAGAGGAUGAUGUGAGUCUCCUUGCUGCGGCUCUGCGGAUUCAGAACAUGGUCAGCAGUGGAAGGAGAUGGCUACGGGAACAGCAGCACGCAAGGUGGAGACUUCACUGCCUAAAACUCCAGCCUCUCUCCCCCGUCCCGAGUGAUCUUGAGAUUUCAAGAGCACAGACUCCAAAAGCCGUGGAUGUCCUUGCCAAGGAGAUAGGAUUGCUUGCAGAUGAAAUUGAAGUCUAUGGCAGAAGCAAAGCCAAAGUACGUUUGUCCCUGCUGGAAAGGUUAAAGGAUCAAGCAGAUGGAAAAUACGUUUUAGUAGCUGGGAUCACACCCACCCCUCUUGGGGAAGGGAAAAGUACAGUUACAGUUGGGCUUGUACAGGCUUUGACUGCACACCUCAACAUCAACUCCUUUGCGUGCCUCAGACAGCCUUCUCAAGGACCAACUUUUGGCGUGAAAGGAGGGGCCGCGGGCGGCGGAUAUGCCCAGGUCAUCCCCAUGGAGGAGUUCAACCUUCACUUGACCGGGGACAUCCACGCCAUCACUGCCGCCAAUAACCUGCUGGCCGCCGCUAUUGACACAAGGAUUUUGCACGAAAACACUCAAACAGACAAGGCGCUGUAUAAUCGACUCGUUCCUUUAGUGAAUGGUGUUCGAGAGUUUUCAAGCAUUCAACUUGCUCGGCUGAAAGUAAAAACUGGGAAUAAAUAAGACUGAUCCAAGUACGCUGACGGAGGAGGAAAUAAGUAAAUUCGCCCGUCUCAACAUCGAGCCCUCCACCAUCACGUGGC
Lynx canadensis (Canada lynx) is the source of this 1918-nucleotide messenger RNA. It is a transcript of the gene MTHFD1L, whose product is annotated as methylenetetrahydrofolate dehydrogenase (NADP+ dependent) 1 like. The record is from RefSeq and is a predicted model, not a curated record. Gene Ontology annotation, molecular function: formate-tetrahydrofolate ligase activity; methylenetetrahydrofolate dehydrogenase (NADP+) activity; ATP binding. The coding region runs from base 195 to 1838 and encodes 547 amino acids. The transcript has 16 exons. NCBI's taxonomy places the organism in Eukaryota, Metazoa, Chordata, Mammalia, Carnivora, Felidae. Gene Ontology annotation, biological process: tetrahydrofolate interconversion. Gene Ontology annotation, cellular component: cytosol; mitochondrion.